GGCGUAGGCAAAACUAAAGAGUGGGUCCCACAGCAUAUUUCAUCUCCUACAAAUAGCAGACCACUCCACACCCUUUCCAAUUGCAAUCAACACAAACACAACAAACACCAUCAUCAUCAUCAUCAUCAUCAUCAAUUCAUCAUCUCUUACAAUAUUGUGUCUGAUCCUCUCUGCAUACUGCUUCUCUGCUAAAUUUUAGAGAAAAAGGAGGUGCACGGAAAGUUACUGACGAAAUGCCUGCGAGAAAGAACAUGAAAAACAACUUGAUCCCAUCUUCACCGAUGAAGGUGGUUCAUCUUCACAAAGAAGAAGAAGCACAAAUGAAACAAGGGAUUGUCACCAUUCUUGGCUCCGAUUUCUGCCAUGGAAACAAACCUGGCGGAGCUUCCAUUAGAAGAACACUCUCUGCUGACAUGUCAUCCAAGAAAUGGCUUCAGCAAAACGGCUUCUACUCCCCCGCCGUUAAAAAGAUCCCUUCUUCUUCUUCGUCUCCUCCUUCUUCAUCUUCGUCGUCUUCUUCGUCAUCGGAAAGCGAAGAAGAAUACGAAGAAAUAACAGCACCGGGGCAAGACGAUGUUUGGAGGGCAAUUCAGGCAAAGAAAGAAAGAGAUGAUGAAGAGAUGAAGAAGAAGAAGCCACUACAGAUGGAUUGUUGGGGUACCAUGCUCACUCACAAGAGUGAGAAUUCUGCUGCUCUUCUUGCAGCGGCUGCCACCGCCCCUCUGCCGCCGCCUUAUGUUCAUCCACUCGUGAAGAGAUCGGCGAGCACUUUGAGUGAAAAAAGCCUUGAGAUUUGCACCGAGAGUCUUGGAUCAGAAACUGGUUCUGAUUGCUUUUCUGCAGAAACUGAAGAUCAAGAGAAGUUGGUUGUGAUGCUGCCGGUGGUGGUCGGAGAUUCGAACGAUCAGUUUGCGGAUACGCAUGUGGCCAAGUACAAGAAGUCGCCGACACGGCCUUUUCCGCCGCCUCUUCCUUCAAUCGCCGGCGGCGAUGGGUCGGCGCUCCACGUGCAGUCCCACCGGGAAAAUGGGAGGCUGGUUCUUGAAGCUGUUUCUGUCCCUCAGAGAAACCAUUUCCAUGCUCAACGUUGCGACGGCCGCCUUGUUCUGACUCUGGCCCACGCGCCGUCCGCUUGUGAAGUGACGUUGGUAGAAGAAGUGUUUGAUAAUAUGGAAGAUGUCGAUGAAGAUGUCGUUACCUUUGCGGAGGAGGAGGAGGAGAAGGUGGAUGACGGAGGCGGAAACGAGGGUUACGUGGCGGCGGAAGAGAAUUUCUUCCAGGCCCAAAGUCCUCAAGAAGCUAAAGAGCAUAUAUAG
Molecule: messenger RNA, 1316 nt
Organism: Erythranthe guttata (spotted monkey flower)
Lineage: Eukaryota; Viridiplantae; Streptophyta; Magnoliopsida; Lamiales; Phrymaceae
Source: RefSeq, a predicted model, not a curated record